AUGCACUCCAACUUCGCGCUCCUCUCGCUCUUCGCCGGCGUGUUCGGCGCGCCGAUUGAAAAGGCAUCAAGCGUCUGCCCGUCAACUGGCACCGCAUGUGCUGGCGUCUGCAUCGUCAAUGACUGCGCGGGCCUCACGUUGCACACGGUCAACCAAGGGUCGUCGAGCCACGUCAUCCAACCUGGGUGCUUCACUUCCCUCGGUGCAGGCUUUCGCGUCAUUGUUGGCGACAAGGACGCAGACGCCAGCACAGCUGGCUACACACUUUUCGAGGGCACAUGGAAGGCUGGAGACGAAUUUAUGUACUGGGACCUGUCCGCCUUGAGCGGCUUCAACAAACCUGUGAAGAUCGUGGCAGACAAUGGCAUCGAUGCUGAGAUCUCGUCGGCCAAGACGUGCGGUGGCGCAAACUCUGGCGUGUUCCCUUGCAACUACGGCCAAGACUGCGGGACCAAGGGCGAUCACCCAUACAACCCCAUCUCGUGCCCGGGCUGCAAUGAGCAUUGCUGCGACCACGUCCCUUCCGACUCGGGCACCUGCGACCCGCAGGCCUUCAACCCUGUCCAGUACGCGCCUGUAGUCACCUUCUGCCCGGCUGCAAGCUUCUAG
Molecule: messenger RNA, 609 nt
Organism: Emiliania huxleyi CCMP1516
Lineage: Eukaryota; Haptophyta; Isochrysidales; Noelaerhabdaceae
Exons: 1
Coding region: 1-609 (202 amino acids)
Source: RefSeq, a predicted model, not a curated record